AUGAAGUUGGCGCCUGCGAGUGCGGGUGCCGUCACCUUGCUGUCGCAGACCGGCGUGGGGCGUCCACUCCUACUGUGGCGAACUGCACGGCGAGCAAUGGACGCAGCAGCCCCACAACGCCUGCACUGCCUCCGCUACCGGCUGACGCGUGCCUUUGAUUGGAGAGGGGUGGUCGCGAGGCACACUUUCGCCCCGUGGGAGGGGAGAGGGGGGCUUGGGGCGUAUCGCCGCUUGAUUUGGUGGAGGUGUCUCUGUGACACGAGAGAGACGUCCGUGGCUAUCCGCGUCAGCGGACCACGUGCACCAAUGCUGGGCAGCGUGCCCAUCGCAUUACUGUUUGAAUUGGCGUCCUAA
This is a messenger RNA of Trypanosoma conorhini, 354 nucleotides long. RefSeq lists its product as uncharacterized. The record is from RefSeq and is a predicted model, not a curated record. The transcript has a single exon. NCBI's taxonomy places the organism in Eukaryota, Euglenozoa, Kinetoplastea, Trypanosomatida, Trypanosomatidae. The coding region runs from base 1 to 354 and encodes 117 amino acids.